This is a messenger RNA of Lactuca virosa, 1212 nucleotides long. NCBI's taxonomy places the organism in Eukaryota, Viridiplantae, Streptophyta, Magnoliopsida, Asterales, Asteraceae. The record is from the annotation of a GenBank genome assembly.
AUGGUGGAUGUUGAUCGGAGAAUGACUGGCUUAAACCCUGCUCAUCUCGCUGGUCUCCGUCGCCUUUCCGCCAGAGCCGCCGCAUCAUCACCCUCAACCCCACUUCCAGCUCGUAACAGUCUCAUCUCCUUCACUUCCCUCGCCGAUAAAGUCUUAACCCAUCUCAAAAACUCCGGUGUAAUCGUUCAACAUGGAUUAUCAGAUAAGGAAUUUGCUAGGGCUGAAGCCGAAUUUGGGUUUGCAUUUCCGCCGGACCUUAAAGCUGUUCUUUCCGCUGGUUUGCCGGUGGGUCCUGGUUUUCCAGAUUGGCGGUCUACUGGAUCAGCUCGACAACAGCUACGCGCCACCCUAGACCUACCAAUCGCCGCCAUCUCUUUUCACAUCGCGAGAAACGCUUUAUGGUCGAAGUCAUGGGGUGUACGGCCGUCGGAGCCGGAAAAAGCCAUGAAGAUAGCGAGGAACGCUUUGAGACGGGCGCCGCUUCUUGUACCAGUUUUUAAUCACUGCUACAUUCCGUGUAAUCCGUCGUUGGCCGGAAACCCCAUUUUUUACGUCGAUGAAAACCAGAUUUUUUGCUGUGGAUUUGAUCUUUCGGAUUUCUUCGACAGGGAAAAAUCGACGUUAUUCACGAAGUCCGAUUUACAUAAAGUAAUGAAACAGCGUUCUGUAAACGAAAAAUCUAGCGGAAUGUUAUCGAAUAUUUCUCGAAGGAGUCUAGACGCGGUUGCCGGCGGAAAAACUCCGAGAUGGAUUGAGUUUUGGAGUGACGCCGCCGUCGACCGCCGGAAGAGAAACUCAAACUCAUACUCAAAUUCAUCUUCUUCAUCAUCCUCUUCCCCUGACAGAUACUUUGAAAUCCAAAGAUCCGGAAUCCCGAAAUGGGUGGACACAUAUGUACAGGAGAUCGGUUCUGUUUUAAAAGACGGUGGAUGGGCUGAUUCCGACGUGUCGGAGAUCGUCGACGUUUCUUCUUCCGGCUUCUUCGACGGCGAGAUGGUGUUACUAGACAACCAAGCCGUUCUCGACGCUCUUCUUCUUAAAGCAAAUCGGUUAUCGGAAUCUCUCCAGAAAGCUGGAUGGAGCUCCGAAGAGGUCUCCGACGCCUUCGGAUUCGAUUUCCGAAAGGUAAAAGAGCGUAAACCGGCGAAGAAAAUAUCACCGGAGCUUGUGGAGAAGAUCGGAAAACUUGCUGAUUCUGUCUCAAAAUUUUGA